This is a messenger RNA of Ascoidea rubescens DSM 1968, 1029 nucleotides long. Its product is annotated as D-mandelate dehydrogenase-like dehydrogenase. The record is from RefSeq and is a predicted model, not a curated record. The transcript has a single exon. NCBI's taxonomy places the organism in Eukaryota, Fungi, Ascomycota, Saccharomycetes, Ascoideales, Ascoideaceae. Gene Ontology annotation, molecular function: hydroxypyruvate reductase [NAD(P)H] activity; NAD binding; glyoxylate reductase (NADPH) activity. Gene Ontology annotation, cellular component: cytosol. Bases 1 to 1029 code for a protein of 342 amino acids.
AUGACUGUCACUCGAUUUUCCAUCAAAAAGCCAGUGGUUCUCAUGUAUCCACCAUUGGAACAAGCAUUUGAUGAAUAUGAAGACCUUGAAAAGAGUUACAACGCAGUUGUCUUGAAAAUCGAUGCUAAAAAUCGUCAAGAAUUAAUUCAUGACUUGAAAAAUAAAUAUAAAGAUUAUACAAUCAACAUCGUGGCAACUUCUGGGCCUCUUUAUCACCAUUAUGGUAAAUUCGAUCGGGAGAUCAUCGAUUUGUUGCCUGAUUUAAAAGCUGUUUGCCAUAAUGGCGCUGGCUAUGAUCCAGUUGAUAUCGACUACUUGGUGCAAAAAAACAUCCCUUUAUCUAACGUCGUAGGCAUUAAUGAUGCCUCGACUGCUGACACAAACUUGUUUUUAAUCUUGGCCACCAUGAGAAACUACUUUUUGGGAAACAAAAACAUCAAGGCUAACAAAUGGAGGUCAGGUUUGCCAAUUGGUAACAAUCCAAAGGAUAAAACGUUGGGCAUCCUUGGGAUGGGUGGCAUUGGCAAAGAUGUGAACAGGAGAUGCAAAGUUUUGGGCUUUGAGAAGAUAAUCUAUUACAGAAGGAACCAAUUGCCCAGUGAAGAAGAAGAAGGUGCUGAGUUUGUCUCUUUGGACCAGUUAUUGGCCCAGAGUGAUAUCAUCUCAAUCAACUUGCCCUUGAAUGCCUCGACACACCACUUCUUGGACAGAGAGCAGUUUGAAAAGAUGAAGGAUGGAGUGAUUCUCGUCAACACAGCCAGAGGUGCUGUUGUGAACGAGGUCUCACUUAUGGAGUAUCUCAAGAAUGGAAAGGUCAAAAGUUAUGGCUCAGAUGUGUGGGAAAACGAACCAUGGCACAUCAACGAAGAGUUGAUCAAGAUGGAAAAUGUAGUAGCUACUCCUCAUAUGGGGACCUGGGCCAAAGAAGUCAUCUAUGACUACGAAGCUUUCCAGGUGAAGAACAUCAAGCACUUUAUCCAGCAUGGAAAAGUGCUUACAAUUGUCCCAGAACAACAGCAGAACUUUUGA